Molecule: messenger RNA, 4413 nt
Organism: Fibroporia radiculosa
Lineage: Eukaryota; Fungi; Basidiomycota; Agaricomycetes; Polyporales; Fibroporiaceae
Exons: 19
Coding region: 1-4413 (1470 amino acids)
Biological process (GO): DNA replication; leading strand elongation; mitotic DNA replication initiation
Cellular component (GO): alpha DNA polymerase:primase complex
Molecular function (GO): chromatin binding; purine nucleotide binding; pyrimidine nucleotide binding
Source: RefSeq, a predicted model, not a curated record
AUGGCUGAUCGUGCGCGGCGCGAAAGGGGAUCCAAAGUUGACAAAUGGGCAGAAUAUAAACGCGCUAGGGAUGGUGGUGGUCGUGCGUGGAAGGAGGAGGAAGACGUUAGUUUAUACGAUGAAGUCACUGAAGACCAAUACAAGUCGAUCGUCCGGGGAAGGCUUGCCAAGGAUGAUUUUGUAAUCGACGACGGUGUCCGAGGCUACAUGGACAACGGGAUAGAUGAUUUCGAAGAGCUUGAAGAGUAUGCAGAAAGCGACGAGUGUAGAUCUGGAAGAAAAUCUAAGCUAUCGAAAUCCAAGGGCGACUCGAAAACCAAAGCGAGGUCAAGACCCAAAGCGCCCCCUCCAGAGGUCACAACCUCCAUUAACGCGUAUAGGCCGAUAGUCUCUGUGGAUCAAGAGACAGACUUCAUGGCUUCACUCAUGGCUGAAUUUGAUAGCAAUACGAGCAAAAUCAAGGAAGCCGCAAAGUCACGCAAACGCAAGCCUUCUCCUGCAUUUGAAUACGCAGAGGGAAAUUCUUCGCCCAAUGGUCAUGAUUCCUCAGUGUACAGGCGUGCCAAUGCAUACAACUACAGAACUUCGUAUGCAGACGCAGACGCUUCCUCAGACGGGGUAUUAGAUGACGGUUUGGCUAAUAUACCCUCCAGUGACGAUCUGGUCAUGAAUCCGAAGAAGAAGAUCAAAAUGGAGUCGCACGGAGUGACAUCUGCCACAGAGCGUAUCAACAAACUAGAGGUGAACAGUGCGGCUAGUGGAACGGAUGGAGGCGAUACCUCAUUCGAUGACAUCGAUAUGGAUGCCUUCAUGGCAGUAGAUGAAGACGAGCUGCAAGCACUCACUCCUCAGAAAGCUGGCCUCGGACAUUUCAAGUUGGAGAGUGCAAAACCUGCAGCCCUAGAACCGACCAACGGCAAAUACAGCGCGCAGGAGCGGCCAAAAAGAUUAGACGACGUACCCUCGUGGCUCUCCACUUAUGAAUCACUUAGCACUGCUCCUGAUGAUCAGCUCGGGCAGUCGCUCAGAACGACAAACUCGUCGAAAGCUGCUGACAUAUCGGUCCUCGAAAAAGAUGGUUCCUUUCGAUUCUACUGGUUGGAUUAUCUCGAACAUGAGGGCAGGUUGUACCUUGUAGGCAAGACGCAAGACAAGGUAUCAAGGACAUGGAUUUCAUGCUGUGUGACUAUCGAGAAUCUGCAACGGAACUUAUUCGUUUUACCUCGCGAACGGAAAAUGGAAGAAGACGAUGAAACAGGAAAACUAUACGAGACCGAUGUAGUGCCUGAUAUGUCUGACGUUUUCAGCGACUUCGACCGCAUCCGGAAGCAUGCUGGAAUCAAGAGUUGGAAAGGUAAAUUUGUCAAGAGGCGGUAUGCGUUUGGGGAGAAGGACGUGCCAAAAGGCGAGUCCCAAUGGUUCAAGGUAGUAUAUGGCUUCGAAGAACCCCAGCUUCCGAAUAAUGCGUGUAGUCCUAGUAUCGCUCGGAUAUUUGGUACUAGUACGAGCGCCUUCGAACUCCUAGUGCUAAAACGCAAGAUCAUGGGUCCCUGCUGGCUACAAAUUAAGAAACCUCAGGUCGAACACAAAGGAGUCUCGUGGUGUAAAAUGGAAACUACCGUAUCCGACCCGAAGGAUAUCAACCCGUUCUCCGAAACCGAUCCACAAGCUCCUAGAGAGAUCCCGCCUUUAACGAUCAUGAGCUUGAGUUUACGCACGAUCGUGAAUCAUAAGGAGAAUAAUCGAGAGGUCGUCUGCGCUACCUCCAGAAUCUGGUCGAAUACGGACCUUGAUGAUCCCACUCCUCCAGAGGCUCUACCAUGUCUUGUGCGAACGUUUGUCCGUCCUCUGGACCGAUUUCCUCCCAAUUUUGAAGUCCGCGCGGCUGGUAACGGCAAGGGCGUAAUCUCUACCAUGAAGAAUGAGCGCAUGCUGUUGAGCAGCCUACUUGCUACGAUCCACAAAGCGGACCCGGACGUCAUCGUAGGCCAUGAGUUCCUCGGCGUUUCACUAGAUGUUUUGCUCCACCGGAUGCGGGAUCUUAAAGCAGAUCACUGGUCGCGGAUCGGUAGAUUUAGACGAUCAAAAUGGCCCAUGAUCGGUAGGCAGGGGACGAAUAUGAAGUUUAUGAACGGUAGGCUACUGUGUGACCUGGCUAGCGACAGUGCUAAGGGUAUGAUCUCGUCGACGACGUGGUCACUCACGGAGAUGUGCAAAACACACUUGAAGAGCGACCGACAGGAUAUCGAUCCAGAUGACACCGCUAGCUACUUCGACAGUAGCGUGAGCUCCCCUGAGCGACUUCUGACGUUUGUUCGUCACUGUGAGCUAGAUGCGCACUAUCAGAUGGCAUUGGCAUCGAAAGUACAAAUACUGCCUUUGACAAGGCAACUAACGAACCUCGCUGGCAACUCUUGGAAUAAAACUUUGAAUGGCGGACGAGCGGAACGUAACGAGUACAUUCUACUUCACGAAUUCCAUCGGCUUAAAUACAUCUGCCCCGAUAAGCUCUGGGGAAAGAAGGCGGCCACAGCGGAAAAGGAGAUGCAGGAUGAUGACCUCGAAGGAGGUGGUAAAGCGACGAAAAGCAAGAGGGACAAGUACAAAGGAGGUCUUGUUUUCGAACCCAAGCGAGGUCUAUGGGACAAGUUUAUUCUUGUCAUGGAUUUCAAUUCUCUGUACCCCAGUAUUAUACAGGAGUACAAUAUCGAUUUCACCACGGUUGAUCGGGUAGAAGAUGAGGAUGGCGAAGAGAAGAUCCCUGAACCUCCAAGUUCUGACGUUGCACUAGGCGUGUUGCCUCGCUUGAUUGCUACCCUUGUCGGCCGUCGUCGACAAGUCAAGAGCCUGAUGAAAGAUCGAAAGGCGACUCAAUCUCAGCUGCUGCAGUGGGAUAUUAAGCAGAUGGCUCUUAAACUGACUGCAAACAGUAUGUACGGGUGCCUUGGGUUUGAGUAUUCAAGAUUCUACGCGCGGCCACUUGCUGCGCUUACAACUUUCAAGGGUCGCGAGAUCCUAACGCACACGAGAGAGUUGGCAGAAAGUCUGCAGCUUGAUGUUGUCUACGGAGACACUGACUCCGUAUUCGUGAAUUCAAACGUCACAGAUCUGGCAGAGGCUCUCAAAAUCUCUUCUGAGUUCAAAAAAGCGGUCAAUGAUCGCUAUCGACUACUGGAGAUUGACCUUGACGGUAUAUUCCAACGGCUUUUGCUGCUUCAAAAGAAGAAAUAUGCAGCGAUCAAAGUGGAAGAUGGUACUCGCACGUCGACCGAAGUGAAGGGUCUCGAUAUGAAGCGCAGAGAGUAUUGUAAUUUAUCAAAGAAUGUCUCUCAAUACGUUUUGGAUCAAAUAUUGUCAGGGGAAGAGACAGAGACAGUGGUCGAGCGGGUGCACGACUAUUUGACAACGAUGGGAGAGGACGUGCGUGCUGGAAAGAUAAAGCUAGAAGACUUCAUUGUCUUCAAGCGACUAGGAAAAAACCCCGAAGAUUAUCCCGAUGGAAAGAGUCAGCCACACGUUCAAGUUGCCCUGCGGAUGAAAGUUAGAGGUGGCACAGCUCGCUCUGGCGACGUGAUUCCUUACGUGUUCUGCUUGAACGACAACAACGAGAGUGCGAAGUCAGCACAAGCGGACCGCGCCAGACAUCCCGAUGAAGUGCGGAGAGCUGGUGCCGAGCUGAGGAUUGACUAUGAGUAUUACCUCUCUCAGCAGAUCCUUCCUCCCAUCGAACGUCUGUGCGAACCUAUAGAGGGAACAGACCGCGCUCGUUUGGCCGAGUGCCUUGGCUUGGAUGCUAGCAGGUACCGUACUUCGGCGGGCGAGUCAGAAGAACGGUACUUUGGCUCAUUUGACUCCCUCAUAUCGGACGCGGAGCGAUUCAAAGACUGUGAUCCCUUCAUAGUCCGAUGCCGGUCGUGUCAAGGCCAAGUUGCAUAUGCGCCCAUCAGUGAUCGGGGGUCGACAUUGCUCUCGUCAGCAGGUCCUGCAUGUCCUGCAUGUCAUACUCACAUGGGCCAGCCGAGCUUGCAGGUGCAGCUUGAGGUACAAAUCCGAGAACACGUAGGAAGAUUCUACGAGGGUUGGAUGGUGUGUGAUGACCCAGCAUGUGGUAACAGGACACGCAUGAUGGGUGUGUACGGUCGAAGAUGCUUGCAGCAGGGCUGUCGAGGGACAGUAACAUUUGAGUACUCUGAUGCACAGUUGUACACUCAGCUCCGGUACUACUCGUCAUUGUUUGAUGGCAAAAAGGCGCUGGACGCCGCCACUGGUGCUAGAAAAGAGGAAUUGAGCGCACUGGUGAAUGUGCAAGCGGAAUUCUUGCAUGCGAUGUCUGCAACCGUGGACAAAUAUCUAGAUCAGUGCGGGCGCCGAUGGGUCAACCUCACACAACUAUUCUCUUUUAUGAAGCUGUAA